Messenger RNA from Nezara viridula (southern green stink bug), 270 nucleotides. The record is from the annotation of a GenBank genome assembly. NCBI's taxonomy places the organism in Eukaryota, Metazoa, Arthropoda, Insecta, Hemiptera, Pentatomidae.
AUGCUAAGUGUGUACACAAACGGCUCUAAAGAAGUCCAGGAAGUCAUUGGAAGAGUGGAAGAGGUCAUCACCCUUUCUCACAGGAUUCCGCUCCGGCUCACAAGGCCAGGUCAACUCAAUAGUGGCUGCAAAAGAACAUUCCAGAGUUCAUCUCUUCCUCGGAUUGGCCCUCAGGAAUCCCUGAGGCUCACCAGGCAGGAAUCUCAAGUCACUGGAUUAUCGGUUUUCGUCCGAAUCGGUGAGGAUGCCAUGCCACAGACCACACCCUAA